GCGGGGGCGGGGCUUCCGGGGGCGGUGCGCGGGAAGAGAACCCAGGGCAUCCGCGGCGGCAGGGGAGACCCGGAGGGGAUCAGCGAUCUGGGGUCCAGGCCGGGGCCUGCCGCCUGUCACAGCCCGGCCGCGGGGAGCAGCAUGAAGUGUCUGGUCACGGGGAGCAACGUGAAGGUGCUCGGCAAGGCCGUCCACUCUCUGUCCCGUAUCGGGGACGAACUCUACCUGGAGCCCCUGGAAGACGGGCUCUCCCUCCGGACCGUGAACUCCUCCCGCUCGGCCUAUGCCUGCUUCCUCUUUGCCCCGCUCUUCUUCCAGCAGUACCAGGCGGCCACCCCUGGUCAGGACCCGCUGCGCUGUAAGAUCCUGAUGAAGUCGUUCCUCUCAGUCUUCCGCUCGCUGGCGAUGCUGGAGAAGACCGUGGAGAAAUGCUGCAUCUCCCUGAAUGGCAGGAGCAGCCGCCUGGUAGUUCAGCUGUACUGCAAAUACGGGGUGAGGAAGACUCACAACCUGUCCUUCCAGGACUGCGAGUCCCUGCAGGCUGUCUUCGACCCAGCCGUGUGCCCCCACGUGCUCCGUGCCCCAGCAAGGGUCCUGGGGGAGGCUGUUCUGCCCUUCCCCCCUGCGCUGGCCGAAGUGACGCUGGGGAUUGGCCGUGGCCACAGGGUCAUCCUGCGUAGCUACCAGGAGGAGGCAGGUGAGGGAGCCAGACAUGGCCUGGGGCAGGGGGCAGAGAUGGGCUGGGAUGGGGCAGGGCCCAGGUUUCCUCCUGUUGCUGUCCCCACAGACAGCACUGUCAAAGCCAUGGUGACCGAGAUGAGCAUCGGGGGGGAGGAUUUCCAGCAGCUGCAGGCCCAAGAAGGGGUGGCCAUCACUUUCUGCCUCAAGGAAUUCCGGGGGCUCCUGAGCUUCGCUGACUCAGCGAACUUGUCUCUCAGCAUCUACUUCGAUGGCCCGGGCAGGCCAGCCAUCUUUGCCAUCAAGGACUCUCUGCUAGACGGCCACUUUGUCCUGGCCACGCUCUCAGAGCCGGACCCGCACCCCCAGGACCUACGUGGCCCGGAGCUCCAGCGGCCAGCGCCUCAGCUUCAGGCUCACAGCACACCCCACCUGGACGACUUUGCCCUUGACGACAUUGACUCGUACAUGAUCGCCAUGGAAACCACCGUGGGCAGCGAGGGCUCACGGACACUGCCCUCCACCUCCCUUUCACCUGGCCUCCAGCCCCCCUGUAGCCCUGGCUCCCACUCAGAGGAGGAAGAUGACACCGAGCCCAGCACCGUGCCUGGGACUCCCCCACCCAAGAAGUUCCGCUCGCUGUUCUUUGGCUCCAUCCUGGCCCCUGCACACUCUCCCCAGGGCCCCAGCCCCGUGCUGGCUGAAGACAGUGAGGGGGAAGGCUGAGCCGGGAAGUCCUUGGAGGACUGGACCAGAGGAAGCCCCAGCCUCCCAUCUCCCAGCGCCAACCAGGGGCGGGGCCAGCUCUCCUCCAGGGUGGGUGGUAGAGGUGGGCUGUGCUGGAGCUCAGCUGGCUGGUCCUGCCGCCUCCCCCAGGCCCUGCUCGGCUAUGUGUGACUGGCCUGGGUCCUGUCGUCUCCCUUCAGCCCCCAGUCCAUCAUGUCUGUUCCCAGUGUUGGUGCUGCGCUGCCACCUGCUGGGAGGUCCCUCACCUCUUAAUCCCACUGUGUGGCCAGGGUCAGGGGCCUGCCUUCUCUAAGCCCACCUCCCUAAGGAAAAACCACGGUGGGGCUGCUGGCCCCUACUGAUUCACCUUCUCUGCCAAUCAGGACCUGUCCCUCCCUCAAAUCCUGGGCACACGUUGGGGAUCCCCUGUAGCCGGUACACACAGUUUUGCUUGCUUUUCCAAAACUCUCUGGCCCUGGCUUGGAAAUUCCAAGGGCCCCUGUGACCUGAGCAUGUGGCUGGUGUUUCCCUGGCUGGGGCCCCAUGCCCAGCAAGCCUCCCAAGUGGCCCUAGGCGGAAGGGUCGCCAGGCACGGCAUUUGGGACAAGGGAGACAGACGCCAUGGCGAGAAUCCAGCUUUGACCUUUAUUCGAGAGACCAGAUGGGUCGCCCCAGGAUCCGGCUGCCAGCCCUGAGGCCAAGCAAGGCUGGAGACCCACAAUCUGGCCCUGCUCUGCCCUGAGCUGCAGCCUCAGCCCCAGGAUCCUGCCUGCAGCCACUGCAGGUGCAGGUGGAAGGAGCCCUGGGGGUUUGGACGCUGCUAUUGAUUCAUAAAAAAAA
Messenger RNA from Balaenoptera musculus (blue whale), 2244 nucleotides. It is a transcript of the gene RAD9A, whose product is annotated as RAD9 checkpoint clamp component A. Bases 142 to 1404 code for a protein of 420 amino acids. Gene Ontology annotation, biological process: cellular response to ionizing radiation; mitotic intra-S DNA damage checkpoint signaling; DNA repair. Gene Ontology annotation, cellular component: checkpoint clamp complex. Lineage: Eukaryota; Metazoa; Chordata; Mammalia; Artiodactyla; Balaenopteridae. The transcript is spliced from 10 exons. The record is from RefSeq and is a predicted model, not a curated record.